AUGAAGAGCCUUCACUCUUUGCUUUACUUCCUCCUCCUGCCACUGAGUGCCUGCUUUCCCCUGCUGGACACAAGGGGACCUACAGACGUCGGUGACAUCGGAGCCAGGAUGAGCUGGGUCCACCUGGCCGAGGGACGCAGACCUCACUCAGUGCGAGAUCCUUCCCUGUGGCUGAGAGUACCACAGCCACAGGCCCUGUUUGUGGUGGCCAAGGAACUGCAGGCCUUCCACCGCCUAGGGAGGCAGGAUGGAAGCAGCGAGGCUGCGGGGUUCCUGCCCACAGACUCAGAGAAGGCCAGCGGCCCCCUGGGCACCCUGGCAGAGGAGCUCAGCAGCUAUAGCAGGAGGAAAGGAGGUUUCAGCUUUCGCUUUGGCCGGUGA
Onychomys torridus (southern grasshopper mouse) is the source of this 381-nucleotide messenger RNA. RefSeq names its product pyroglutamylated RFamide peptide (gene Qrfp). The record is from RefSeq and is a predicted model, not a curated record. Gene Ontology annotation, molecular function: orexigenic neuropeptide QRFP receptor binding. The coding region runs from base 1 to 381 and encodes 126 amino acids. The transcript has a single exon. NCBI's taxonomy places the organism in Eukaryota, Metazoa, Chordata, Mammalia, Rodentia, Cricetidae.